CACUCUCACACUCACCAGCAUGCAUUCCUUCUCGGCUACUCACUCCCCCUCUCAUUGUAAGCCAGUCCUUUCCUUCCAGAAGAGAGGGAUCAUGCUUCGUCCUUUUCCCUCCUCCUUCUCCUCCUCCUCUUCUUCACUUCCUCACUAUCAUUCUGGGGUCUCUGUAUCAAACGGAGCACUUUCACCACGUUUUCCUUCUGAGCAGAGCAUUGGAAGCUGUCCCUCUCUUCUCAGCAUGGUGGACUUUUAGAAGCGGGAUUUCCUGGGCUAGGACGCUUGCACAUCAGCUCUCUACACUACCAAAGGUUCCGAUUGGGAUGCAAGUCUUAGUGGGACACCUGCUUUUCUCACAGGACAGCUCACUUCUCCUUGAAGUUUAAGGACAAUCCAGGAAUCUCUUCAUUUUUUUUGUCUGUGUGUGAGAGAGCGAGAGUGUGUGUGUUGGUCUGUUAAGAUUUGGUUAUGAGUGUGUAAGAGAGUCUGUGUGUGAGCGAGUCUGUGUGUGAGCGAGUCUGUGUGUGGCUGUGUGUGUUGCUCUGUAUGCAGUGCAGUCCGCUCCCGCUCCUGGUUCUUGACUGGAGGGUUUAGCCGACGCUGGAGGGUGAAGGAGACCCCUCCACUGCAGUGGACCCGCUGUCCCCUACUCCCGGAGAACCUCCCCAGUGGCACAGACUAGUAUGAGAAGCGGAGGGAAGAGAAAGAGAAGGGCUAAGAGCCAGGUAUAACAAACAGAGAGAAAGAGGUAGAAUGAGAGGGGACUUUUCGACAAAACAGUGAAGUGUAUGACCACUAAAGGAGACAAAAACCACUUCAGGAGAGACAAAGACACUACAGACACAUACAACCCAGUGAAGACUGGAGCAAGGCUGGCAAGCAGCCCCAGCAGCCCACCACCACCACCACCGACAGUACAGCCACCACCAUGCAGGUGUCGUUUGCAUGUUCGGACCAGGACGGAGGAAGAGGAGGGCUGAGGCCCCCGGGGAAUGGAGGGCACAGCAAGCAGAAUGCCACCAGUGCCAACACGGCCAGCCAGGCGCGGGCACGUUUCCGUACGGUGGCCCUCAUCGCCCGCAGCCUGGGCUCCUUUACCAACCGCUACCACCACAACCUCAAGGAGUCCACCGCCAAGCUCACUGGCAUGAAGUACCGGAACCUGGGGAAAUCAGGCCUGCGUGUUUCCUGUUUGGGCCUCGGUACUUGGAUAACGUUUGGAGGUCAGAUUUCAGAUGAGGUGGCUGAGCAGCUGAUGACCAUCGCCUACGAGAACGGGGUCAAUCUCUUCGACACAGCCGAAGUUUACGCUGGGGGGAAAGCCGAGAUAAUCCUGGGGAACAUCAUCAAGAAAAAGUGCUGGAGGAGGUCGAGUCUGGUGAUCACCACCAAGCUCUACUGGGGAGGAAAAGCGGAGACAGAGAGAGGACUCAACAGAAAGCACAUAAUUGAAGGUCUGAGGAGCUCUCUACAGAGGAUGCAGCUGGAGUAUGUGGAUGUGGUGUUUGCCAACCGGCCCGACAGCAACACCCCCAUGGAGGAGAUUGUGAGGGCGAUGACCCAUGUGAUCAACCAGGGUAUGUCCAUGUACUGGGGGACAUCACGAUGGUCUGCCAUGGAGAUCAUGGAGGCGUACUCUGUGGCUAGGCAGUUUAACCUGAUCCCUCCAGUGUGUGAGCAGGCCGAGUAUAAUUUCUUCCAGAGGGACAAGGUUGAGACACAGCUGCCUGAGCUCUAUCACAAGAUAGGUGUGGGUGUGGUAUCCUGGUCGCCUCUAGCUUGUGGAAUCAUCACUGGGAAGUAUGAGAAUGGUAUCCCAGAAUGCUCCAGGGCCUCCAUGAAGCCGUAUGCCUGGUUGAAGGAGAAGAUAGUGAGUGAAGAUGGGAGGAAACAACAGGCCAAGCUGAAGGAGCUGACUACCAUCUCUGAGAAGCUGGGUUGCACUCUGCCACAACUAGCCAUCGCCUGGUGCCUGAGGAAUGAAGGAGUGAGCUCAGUGUUGCUGGGAACAUCCAGCCCCAUCCAGCUUGCAGAGAACCUGAGGGCCAUGGAGGUCAUUCCAAAGAUGACAGCAGGCAUUGUCACAGAGAUUGACCACGUCUUGGGAAACAGACCGCACAGUAAGAAGGACUUUCAUCAAGCACAUUAGGAUAGACCAUUUUACAGAACUGUGAUUGAUAGGCCUAAUCUGGACAAGAUCUCAUCAGUGGCACCUCCAGUGUGUGCCCAACCCUGCUCUUGUGUAUGUGUGUGUGUGUUCUGCACAGCUCCUCCGCCUGCCUCGUCCGUAUGAAGAUCAGCCUGUACUCAAUAUCGUUAACUGAGAGCUCUACUUGACAAAGCAUGCAUGCCACAGCUCUGCUACAGUGCAGACAGUUUAAACUUGCCUAAACAAUCAUUGUUAUCAAGAUGUGCUCAUAAAAGAAAAUCACACCAUUUCUUGAAUGGGGUCCAUCUGUUUGUAAAAGUUAUUUCUCUUGAUUUCAGAGCAACUUCCUCUGUCUCUGUAACGUCAGAGGAUAGUGUAUAGUGCAUCUCAAACAAUAAUUCAUCCUCAGAGCCACCAAUGAGCUUUAAAAGCAUGUCUGUAAUACAUUUUUAGACAUGCAUGGAUCAGGGGAGGUUAAACAUAAUUCCAA
Messenger RNA from Oncorhynchus nerka (sockeye salmon), 2633 nucleotides. RefSeq names its product voltage-gated potassium channel subunit beta-1-like. Gene Ontology annotation, biological process: potassium ion transport; negative regulation of delayed rectifier potassium channel activity; transmembrane transport. Gene Ontology annotation, cellular component: cytoplasm; extrinsic component of cytoplasmic side of plasma membrane; voltage-gated potassium channel complex. The transcript has 14 exons. Gene Ontology annotation, molecular function: voltage-gated potassium channel activity; transmembrane transporter binding; potassium channel regulator activity. The record is from RefSeq and is a predicted model, not a curated record. Lineage: Eukaryota; Metazoa; Chordata; Actinopteri; Salmoniformes; Salmonidae. The coding region runs from base 923 to 2143 and encodes 406 amino acids.